UCCCUUUUGUUGAGUCCACUCUGCAAAGUUCAAACCUUCAAUCUCAACAACCGCCGACUUUUAUACCGAUUCCAAUUUGAGUUCUUUGAAGGAUGGGUCAAGCUGAAAGCGUCGCCGCCGUUUCGCCUCCGAACGAUCUACCACCAAGCCUGAAUCAAUCUGCAAGUCCCGUCUCCGGUCCUCCAUCCAUGGAGUCUCUAAUUGCAGAAGCUGAAGCUUAUGGUAAUGAAACAAAUGAGUCUCUUGAUGCCAAAGCUAACAGAGCGUUGGAGUGCCCCUGCAUAGCUGACUUGCGUAAAGGUUCAUGCGGGAUCCAGUUUUCUGAUGCUUUUCUCUGCUUCUUCAAGAGUACUGCAGAGGAAAAGGGAUCAGACUGUGUGCAUCCUUUUGUGGCUUUGCAGAGCUGCAUAAAAGCAAACCCAAAUGCAUUCUCGAAAGAUGUCUUAGACGAAGAUGAAGAAGAAAAGGAAAUGGAAAAGGAAAAAGUAAAGACUGAAGAGCCAACUCAAGAUUACAGAGUCGUCCCUCCUUCAUGGUCUAGAGAACCUCAAAUUCCCAAGUCCAAGCUUUAGCUCAAACCAUCAGCUUCCAUUUUGUCUAUCCUGGCUUUCUCGGAGCUCUUCACUUUGAGGAACUCCCUCGACUAACGUGACAAAUGCACGUAUACUCUGCCCUUUAACCUGAACACAAGAGAAAGGUUCCUGUUUUUAAGAGUGUCUAGUGAACCAUUGCUGGUUAAUUCGUUACAACAAAGUAAAUAGAUAAAAAAAAAUGGCAUAGGUCAACAUUCGAAACAAAAUAGAAAUGGUUUUGUGACCUCAUGAUCAAUGCCAAUUACUGCAGCUUCUGCACAAUGAGGGUGUGAAACUAACGCAGAUUCCACUUCUGCUGUUCCAAUUCGAUGUCCACUGCACAAUAUUAAGUUUUUAGACCAUAUUUUAUGUGUUUUAAAACUUCUAAGUAUUUUUACGAAA
Cucumis sativus (cucumber) is the source of this 974-nucleotide messenger RNA. Its product is annotated as mitochondrial intermembrane space import and assembly protein 40 homolog. Lineage: Eukaryota; Viridiplantae; Streptophyta; Magnoliopsida; Cucurbitales; Cucurbitaceae. Gene Ontology annotation, molecular function: protein-disulfide reductase activity. The transcript has 5 exons. The record is from RefSeq and is a predicted model, not a curated record. Gene Ontology annotation, cellular component: mitochondrial intermembrane space. Bases 93 to 572 code for a protein of 159 amino acids. Gene Ontology annotation, biological process: protein import into mitochondrial intermembrane space.